AGGAAUUUCCGGUGACGUCAGCGCGCCUGGACGCCAUUAGGGCUGCAGCUGUUAGGAGGAACAACAACAGACCAGAAGAGACAGGCGAGCCUAGUGGAGACUGAGCGCCUUCCAGCAGGGCGACGAGCUCUGGAUCCCGGGAGCGUACAUCUCCUUUCCCAUCCCCGGGCUUCACUGGCUUCUAACCACGGCCGCUCUUGGUGAGGAAACUCUGGCCUCCGCUUCCUCCUCCUCCGACUCGGACACCGGCGGAGCGUCGCCGCCCCCGCGGAAGAAACACCGAGCCUCGGCGGCGGAGGGAGCAGGAGAGCCCGGGGCUUCAACUGGGACAGUGGGCCUUUCUGCGGUUGUUUUAGGACUCUCAUCGACGACACAUCCUCAGGCAUCCUCUGCCAUUUACUUUAACAGAAACAUCGUCAGUAAUCUCGGCACAAACAUGCAGUCCAACGGAUCAGGACAGGGACAGGACUCGGACCUUUCCUGCUUGAACAACGCACAGAACGGAGAGUCCUCCUCGGCCGGAGGAGCGCACUCCAACGGGCUUAUUUCCAGCACAAACAACGGGAACAGCGGUGGUACCAAUAACAUAGCUGCGACUGGACCAGGCUCUGGUAGCUCCACGGCAUCGGGUUCGGACGUGGGCUCCAUUAAGAAAAAGAAACGUCUAACACAGUCUGAGGAAGAUGUGAUCAGACUAAUAGGGCAACAUCUACACGGGUUAGGGCUCAAUCAGACGGUGGACUUGUUGAUGCAAGAGUCGGGCUGCAGACUGGAGCACCCAUCAGCUACAAAGUUCCGCAACCACAUCAUGGAGGGAGAGUGGGAUAAGGCUGAAAAUGAUCUGAAUGAGCUGAAAGCAUUGAUGCACUCACCCAACGCCAUUGUGCGGAUGAAGUUCCUGCUCCUACAGCAGAAGUAUCUGGAGUUCCUUGAGGACGGGAAGGUUCUGGAAGCUCUGCAGGUGCUGAGGGGCGAGCUCACACCUCUCAAGUACAACACGGACCGCAUCCACGUCCUCAGCGGGUACCUGAUGUGCAGUCACGCAGAGGACCUGAGAGCCAAAGCAGAGUGGGAGGGCAAAGGAGCCGCGUCACGCUGCCGACUACUGGACAAGCUGCAGACGUUCCUGCCCCCCUCAGUGAUGCUGCCCCCUCGGCGGCUGCAGACGCUCCUCCGCCAGGCGGUGGAGCAGCAGAGAGACCGCUGCCUCUACCACAACACCCGCCUGGACAGCAGCCUGGACUCCGUCUCUCUGCUGCUGGACCACGUCUGCAGCAGGUCAGCCCAACACACACGGAAGCAGUUCCCAUGUUACACACAGCAGAUCCUGACAGAACACUGUAACGAAGUUUGGUUCUGCAAGUUCUCCAAUGACGGAACCAAACUGGCCACUGGUUCUAAAGACACCACUGUUAUCAUAUGGGAGGUGGAACCGCACACGCAGCAGCUGAAGCUGUUGAAGACUCUGGAGGGACACGCUUACGGAGUGUCGUACCUGGCCUGGAGUCCGGAUGAUGCCUACCUGGUCGCCUGCGGACCUGACGACUGCUCUGAACUCUGGCUCUGGAAUGUACAGACUGGAGAGUUGCGCACCAAGAUGACCCAGUCCCACGAGGACAGCCUGACCAGCGUGGCCUGGAACCCUGAUGGCAAGCGAUUCGUCACGGGGGGACAGAGGGGACAGUUCUACCAGUGUGAUCUGGACGGGAAUCUUCUGGACUCGUGGGAAGGUGUCCGUGUGCAGUGUCUCUGGUGUUUGGGAGACGGUAAGACCGUCCUGGCCUCUGACACACACCAGCGAAUCCGUGGAUACAACUUUGAGGACCUCACCGACAGAAACAUAGUCCAAGAGGAUCACCCUAUCAUGUCGUUCACUGUGUCCAGAAAUGGAAGGUUAGCGCUUUUAAACGUAGCAACUCAGGGUGUGCAUCUCUGGGACCUGCAAGACCGAGUGUUGGUGAGGAAGUACCAGGGAGUGACUCAGGGCUUCUACACCAUACACUCCUGCUUCGGCGGACACAACGAGGACUUCAUCGCAAGCGGCAGUGAAGACCACAAAGUGUACAUCUGGCACCGGCGCGGUGAGCUGCCCAUCGCCGAGCUCACGGGACACACUCGCACCGUCAACUGCGUCAGCUGGAACCCCACCCACCCCGGCCUCUUGGCCAGCGCCUCGGAUGACGGAACCGUGCGCAUCUGGGGCCCGGCGCCCUUCCAGGACGGCCAGGAGCUUGACAGUCUCCACGAAAGCAGCAGUGGCAUGGAUAGUUGAUGUUGACUCUGCUCUCGUUUGAAUCCAAACCCGAGACAAACAAAAACAAUCAGAAUGGAACCGAGGCAAGAUUCUCCACAUCACCAUAGCAACUUAGGAGCUGGGCGGCUGGAGGAGGUGGGGCCUGGAGGUGUCACUCUAUCCAAGGGGGAGGAGCUUUGGGCCUGAGAAAGUUCUGACUACUCCUGUCAGUCACAUACAGACACACAAACACACCCCACAUCUUGACAUGCAAUAUGUUCACACACAUAGAUACGCCGCAUGGAGCUGGAAGAUUGUGUGUGUGUGUGUGUGUGAGUGUGUGUGUGGGAUCGCUUUGGUGAGAAGUCAGCUAACCCUUGAGGUCUGAGGGUCCGAACCCCCCUCCUUUCACUUGGGGUUCAUCUGCACAAACCUGCUUCCAUUUGUUUGUGUGAGAGUGUGAGUGAGACAGUGAGAUUGUGGUGACGUGUGUUUGUGAUAGUGAGACUAUUGAAGUGCGUGAGUGUUGAUGUGUGUGUAUGUUCUUCCUUUUCAUACCAGCGUGUGAGUGAGUGUGAGUGUGAGUGUGUUUAUGUGUGUGUGUGGUUGAAAUGAGCUGUAAUGAUUUUAUAGCUGUGCUUUCGGGAGGCGUCUUCUCACAAUCUUCACCCUACACCACCACACAAAGAAACAACCACACUGCCCAGCAGUUAUGACAUAAAACACACAGACACACAGACACACACACACAGAUGUUUUUGGAUGGCUGCGCAGGUGUUCUGAAGCCCCUCCCCUCCAUGUGAAUCCCACCCCUCCAGGCUCCUCCCCCUGGUUCAGUGUUCUGGACUGACUGACGUUCGUGUUUAAAGACUUUCUGUCGGUUUUUAUGAGAUUUUUGUUACUUUUAUUUUAGGUUUUUUUUUUCUUCACAUGAUAUCUUUUUUUUUUUUUUUCAUUUUGGUUGACCUCUUGUAUUAUCCUAUUAAAAUAUAACCAGCCAAUGACCCCACUGAUUUCUCAUCUUUUCAUUAUUAUAGUUUGAAUGCAUUUUCGUGUUUUGUUGUUACAGCAGGUCUUUUUCCUUUUUACGGUUCUCUGACACGUCAGUCAGUUGGGUGUCAUGUGACUCUACGGUACAGGAUGCACAUCUGGUGUGAGAAGACUGAUGAGUCAAAAAAGGAACAGGAAGUCGGUAUGCCCCAGUCACAUGUGCCAUAUUGCCCCAAAUUACACCCCUACCCUUUGACUAGAGUCCAUGUCAGUCUUUGCUGUCUGUGGAUCUCGAAUCCAUCGGUCACCUUGUAGGAAAGCUGUGAUUGGACUAUGAGUCUGUCCAUCACCGCGAGAAGAGCUGUGUCGGACCGUCCGUCUGCGCCCCCUCCGACAACCUUACUUCAAAGCCAGACCUCAUUUCAGUCUGCUCUUCUCAGUCUCGGCUUGCUAAAGCUAGAUUGCCUGAAAUUUGGGUUUUAAACAGGGGGUUGGUGAUGUGUGUCAGUGUGUGUGUGUUUGUGUGUGUGUGUGCCUGCUGCUGCUCUUUGGGGCUGUGCUUUCUGUGUUUAAUUUGAGACUGUACCAUUUUUGUAUCGUGCAGGAGUGUUUUCAAUAAAGCCUUCUGGUUUUUGGGAAACCA
Molecule: messenger RNA, 3866 nt
Organism: Sardina pilchardus (European sardine)
Lineage: Eukaryota; Metazoa; Chordata; Actinopteri; Clupeiformes; Clupeidae
Product: WD repeat-containing protein 26
Exons: 14
Coding region: 437-2272 (611 amino acids)
Biological process (GO): proteasome-mediated ubiquitin-dependent protein catabolic process
Cellular component (GO): GID complex
Molecular function (GO): protein binding
Source: RefSeq, a predicted model, not a curated record